Messenger RNA from Saprolegnia diclina VS20, 1279 nucleotides. RefSeq lists its product as hypothetical. Bases 61 to 1245 code for a protein of 394 amino acids. NCBI's taxonomy places the organism in Eukaryota, Oomycota, Saprolegniomycetes, Saprolegniales, Saprolegniaceae. Gene Ontology annotation, cellular component: nucleus. The record is from RefSeq and is a predicted model, not a curated record. Gene Ontology annotation, biological process: protein sumoylation. Gene Ontology annotation, molecular function: protein tag activity; ubiquitin-like protein ligase binding. The transcript is spliced from 8 exons.
GCCGAAACCAGUGAUAGUGUUGGAUUUGUGAAGCCGAUUAUUGGAUUCUGGCCCGACAUCAUGAGCGACUCGGACUGCGAAGAGUACGUGCCCGACCACAGCAAGCGGCGCAUCGUCGUGGAGAUCGCCUCCGACAGCGACGACGACAACCUGCUCAACGUCACGCCGGUCAAGCGGCGGCGCGUCGGCGCCUCGCAGGCGACGUCGCCGCCCUCCGGAACCGACUCGCCGCUGCGCCGCCGGCCCAUUCGCCGCGCCUUGGCGUCGCCGCCCAAGGAAGACAAGGACGGCGUCGUGCACCUCGACGACUCGUCGUCCGACGAGGACGAUAACGACAUUGAAAUCCAGAUGAAGCUCGCGAACGACCCGGUGCUGCAGCGAACGCAAGCCAUCUUGCGGAAGGUGCAGCCCGUCGACGUCGUCGCGACCGACGUGUCCCAUUCGACUGCCUUUUCUGGCGACGACGCCAUGAUCACGCUCGCCGUACAAUGGAUAUCGCUCAGUGGAAGCGAGCAGACCGAGCGCAUUCGCAUGCCUCAGACGGCGACCUUCGACACGCUGUUGAGCAAAUUCUGCGAGUGCCACGACCUCGUGCCGGCCGGCGUCCGCUUCGUCUACGACGGCGUCGCGAUCGAGCUUGGGGACACGCCCGAGCGCUACGACCUCGAAGACAACGACGUGGUCAACGCCAUCGUGGACUCUGCAGCAGCGUACGUCGCGUCCAAGUCGCCGGCCAAGUCCAUGGCGAAAUCACCGGCGAAAUCGCCGGCCAAAGACAUCAUCCGGGUCAAGGUGCGCCGGACCGGCGGCAAGAUCGAGAUCUACCGCAUCUCGAGCAGCAUGCCCGUGCAGAAGCUUCUGCUCUCGUUCUGCAACGUGCACAAGCUGUCGCCAGAUGACGUGACGCUCAAGCUCUUGGGCGACACCCUCGAGCUCGACAAGCCCAUCUCGCAUUAUAGUCUCGACUCGACCGAUGUCGUCGAGGCCGCGUGCGACCAAGCGAUCGCCGAAGACCCGACCGCCGUAAGCGUCAACCUCCGCUUCCUUCCGUCCACCGAGACGGAGGCCUUCAAGAUCUCAACCACGGCGCUCGUCAAGACACUGGUGCAGAAGGUCUGCGCCAAGCGACAUUUGGAUCCGGCCCACGUUCGCUUCAAGAUCGACGGCGAGUUGAUGCACCCCGACCAGCCCUUCUCGCAAUACGACCUCGAAGGCGACGAGCUCAUCGACGUUGUGCUGAGUUAAGACUUAACUCGUCUCUCUGUACUUUGUGCGUGAA